UGGGCAGGGUUCACCCACACGACAGGGUCCCAGGGAUUCCUCUCUCGUAUAGGACAGGUUGCACCCGGCGGCACGGGGGCAGGCGCGGGCCUCCUACUGGUUGCGCUCUCCUAGUUCUCCUGCUCCUGACAAGGGACAGCGACAGGCUCGCAGCACCGUGGACUCCCUAUUCCACUGGCGAUCUCUCUCGACUAGCGACCUUCCUCCGGCUUCUCACCAGCAGUCUCUCACUACCACGGGCACACUGACAGAGGCGGCCAAAAGGCUCACGUGGGUGGCAGGGCGGUGAUAGGAGUCUCCCACUCUGUGGGCUUCGCUAGAGGUGCGGCCCCUGCGCGUGUCCUCGCCCUUGGUGUGUGUGUGUGUGUGUGUGUGUGUGUGUGUGUGUGUGUGUGUGUGUGUGUGUGUGUGUGUGUGUGUGUGUGUGUGUGUGUGUGUGUGUGUGUGUGUGUGUGUGUGUGUCUGCGGGCGCUGUGCGAGCCGCCCUGAACGACCACAAUGUUGAGCGCGCUCGAGCACCGAAGCACCGCGAGCGCCGGCGAGCACCACCGCCCCGCGCCUUGGCGUGGGUCGGUAGUACACGAUGCGGCGCCCAGCAGCUCUAUCAUGCGUCGCACCCGCAGUGGCCGAGCCGACCGCCGCUCGAACUGGCGCCGAGUGGCUCCCAGAUCGAGCGUGGCAGGCUCAGUCGCACCGUCGCGGGGCGAACGCGAACCGAGCCGUCGCCGUUCGCCGCAGCCGCCGGCCGCCAGCCGUCAGCCGUACAGCCGUACAGCCGUCAGCCGUCAGCUCGCAGUCGCCGUCGCUGCCGCCGCCGCAGCAGCAGUGAGCGAGCUCCUGCGUCGUGUUGCCGACGCAGUGUGGACGCGCGCCGCCCAGCGGCGAGCGAGCGUGCUCGGAGUUGGGUCGGCGCGCGCGCGGGCGGACGGCGCCUGUAAACAGACAGCCUGCACCGCCCACGUUACAGUGGUGUCCGGCCGGCGCGAUCACCGAGCUGUGACGCUCAGGGAAGCCUGAUGAGGUGCUGGUU
Molecule: messenger RNA, 1030 nt
Organism: Emiliania huxleyi CCMP1516
Lineage: Eukaryota; Haptophyta; Isochrysidales; Noelaerhabdaceae
Exons: 2
Coding region: 499-1017 (172 amino acids)
Source: RefSeq, a predicted model, not a curated record